UGCCUGACCCAGCAACGGAAUGUCGGUACAAAGGGGAAGCCGCAAUAACAUUUAAUCAGAAUUAAAUUAAUGAAAAUUAGGCAGAAACAGUAACCGAAAUUAACUAAACAUUCCGCAAUGCCACAGCAGAGACGCAAGGUAGCCUUCAGUGGCAAGAAGAAGAAGGAUCAGAUGUUGCAGAAACGCAACACAAAAGGUCCGCCCAAGUAUUUACGCAGUGCCCAGGAAUCCUACGAGGACAGCGAUGUGCCCGAAACGACGCGCAAGCUCAUGGAGCAGCCCUUUGCUCGCGGUGGCAAUCGCAACAAGAAUGUAAAUCGCUACAAUUUGCAGUUCUACCAGGAGGGCAAGAAGGAACUGGAGCAGCUAAAGCUGGAGGGUUUCAAGCCACUGCAGACGCUCAGUCCGAUAGAGCGCGAAAUCGAUGAGCGUUACUUUGCCGGCUGUGAUUUUCCCGUGCGUCCGCCCUGGAGUUUGUCGAGCACCAAAGAACAGCUGGACCGCUGUGAGAACCGUUACUUUAAGGACUAUGUGGAUGAGCUGCAAAAGAAGCAACGCAGCGGCGACUCCAAGGAACUUUCGCUGUUCGAGUUGAACCUCGAGACGUGGCGUCAGCUGUGGCGUGUGCUGGAAUUCUCGGAUAUAUUGCUCAUCAUUGUGGAUGUGCGCUAUGCCACGUUGAUGUUUCCACCCUCCCUGUACGACUACAUCAUCAAGACACUCAAGAAGCAUGCAAUUGUGGUGUUCAACAAGGUGGAUCUGGUCGAGCCGCAGGUGGUUGUCGCCUGGCGUGCGUACUUCCAGGAGCGUUAUCCCCAGCUGCCUGUCGUGAUGUUUGCCUCCUUCUUGCCACGCUCACGCAAGGGCUGCCAGCGUGGUCCCCAGGCACACAAACGCAGCAUGGAGGGCGUGUACAACAUUUAUCGCGAGUGCCAGCGGUAUGUGCAGUCCGAGGUGGACCUAUCCGCGUGGGAGCAAAAGAUACGCGAUGAUAUGCGCAGCGAUCAGCUGGACAUACUGGAGGAUGUCGCUGCCGCCGUGGAGGGGGAGCUAAAGAUCAGCAGCAGCAUCGACACCACGCCCCAUGAGCAUGUCAAAUAUCACAGUGGAGUGCUGACCAUCGGCUGCAUUGGCUUCCCCAACGUGGGCAAGUCCUCGCUCAUCAAUGCCCUCAAAGGACGCAAAGUGGUCAGCGUUAGUCGCACGCCCGGGCACACCAAACACUUUCAGACCAUCUUUCUGACGCCACUCGUGCGGCUGUGCGACUGCCCGGGUCUAGUCUUUCCCUCGACAACGCCAAAGUGCCUGCAAGUGCUGCUCGGCAGCUUUCCCAUCUCCCAGCUGGCGGUGCCCUAUCGCGCGCUGAAGUUUCUCGGCGAGCAUGUGAAUCUGCCGCAGCUGCUGCGCCUGCAGCUGCCCGAGGACUAUGACGAGUGGUCGGCGGUGGCCAUUUCCGAUGCGUGGGCCUACAAGCGCGGCUUUCUCACCGCCAAGGCAGCCCGCCCGGAUCGCUAUCGUGCGGCCAAUCACAUUCUGCGCAUGUGCCUGGCCGGACAGCAGCAGCUGGUGCUGCAGUUCUAUCCCCCAGGCUACGAUGCACGUCGCGAGCACUGGCUGCAGCAUGCCGAUGUGCCGGAGGUGAAGAAGUACCAGCAAGUGGAGCUGCAGGAUGAGCCAGAGAGCGAGACCAAUGGCGAUACUUCCUCCGUGUGCUCCGACACUGCUGAUAGCGAGGAUGAGGACGAGGAUAGCUCGAAUGAUGAGACCAAUGCUGAUGAAGACUCUUGCGCCAUCGAGGAGGACGAGGCUCCACGCUCGCGUAAUGUUUUUGCGCUGCUCGAAGACGAAUAAGAUUUAUCACUGGACAGACUCACACACACAUAAUUUAUUUUUUGAUCAUGCAUAGCUCUAUAUUUUUCUGGUAAUAUACCAAAUCGACUAUACAACAA
Drosophila guanche is the source of this 1949-nucleotide messenger RNA. It is a transcript of the gene Ns4, whose product is annotated as guanine nucleotide-binding protein-like 1. The record is from RefSeq and is a predicted model, not a curated record. The coding region runs from base 118 to 1851 and encodes 577 amino acids. The transcript has 4 exons. NCBI's taxonomy places the organism in Eukaryota, Metazoa, Arthropoda, Insecta, Diptera, Drosophilidae. Gene Ontology annotation, molecular function: GTP binding; GTPase activity.